UAUGUUGGUAUUGAUUUUAACUUUUAUUUCACCCUAUUGGCUCAGGUAUAUGAAUUUAUAGGACUAACAGAACUCUAUUAUGCUGGUAGUCAUGUUAUGGACAUCAUUGGUCCUGUCAGGCAGGCUGUACCUGAUAACCACCCUAAUUGCACCAUUAGGUCUACUGGUAAUGAGGGUAAGGAAGUUAAUUUAUUCCAACCUGCUGCUGAGUUCUUGCCCCUGAUUGAUGAGGUGUUUGAAUCUCUUGUUGAGAGUACAAAAGAUAUUAAAGGAGCAAAAGUUGAAAACAAUAAAUUUUGUGUGUGUGUACAUUACCGCAAUGUAGAUGAUAAGAGUUGGGAUUUGGUGGGGCAGAUUGUCCAUGAUAUUCUGAAGGGCUAUCCACGUUUUCAACUAACUCAUGGGCGCAAGGUCUUAGAGGUCCACCCAAUGAUUGACUGGGAUAAGGGAAAAGCAGUCACGUUUUUGCUCGCGUCACUUGGGCUUAGCAAUUGUGAUGAUGUGUUUCCUAUAUAUAUUGGAGAUGACAGAACAGAUGAAGAUACAUUUAAGGUUUUGAGGGAGGAAAAUAAAGGUUAUGGGAUCUUGGUGUCUUCAGCGCCAAAAGAAAGCAAUGCAGUUUACUCUCUCCGUGAUCCAUCAGAGGUACUUCUUAUAUUCUUCGUGAUGUUCUGCUGCUGCACUUGUUUUGCUUGCAAAUGUUGUCUUAGAUCUUGAGUUGUGAUUCAUUUGUUAUGUGUUU
Arachis ipaensis is the source of this 742-nucleotide messenger RNA. NCBI's taxonomy places the organism in Eukaryota, Viridiplantae, Streptophyta, Magnoliopsida, Fabales, Fabaceae. The record is from RefSeq and is a predicted model, not a curated record.